AUGAUUAUCCAUUAACAACAGUUGAAGAUUAUUUUCGAAAUAUUGAAAAUCGUCAAGAAUUUGAUGUUUGUAAUCGUGAUAGUUUACGAAAUGAAUGUCUAUUUAAAUUAUAUCUUCCAAUGAAAACAACAGUUAAAGAAGUUAUUCGAUUAAUUGCUGAACGAAUUGAAUAUUCACAACAACAGAUUAUUUUACAAAAACCUUCAACGUAA
Molecule: messenger RNA, 212 nt
Organism: Rotaria sordida
Lineage: Eukaryota; Metazoa; Rotifera; Eurotatoria; Philodinida; Philodinidae
Source: the annotation of a GenBank genome assembly